AUGAAGCGCUUCUUCGCGGCCGCGCCCCUCGACGCGAGCAAACGCGCGAAGGGGGAGGCUCUUCCGGAGCCGAAGAGCGACCCCACGUCGUUCAUCACGUGGAACGCGAACGGUUUCCUCGGCCGCAUGAAGAACGAGGUCGACAAGGCGUGCUUCCUGAAGUACGUCGAGCGCCUCGACCCGGACGUGAUAUGCCUGCAGGAGACAUGGCUCGCGGGCGCGGGGCCGAACCGGUGCGCGUCCGUCGCCGAUCCGAACCUCGCGUCGCCGCGUCGCGCGCCCGCUCUUCCUAGAGUUGAGAGUUGA
This is a messenger RNA of Micromonas pusilla CCMP1545, 306 nucleotides long. RefSeq lists its product as uncharacterized. Gene Ontology annotation, molecular function: catalytic activity. The record is from RefSeq and is a predicted model, not a curated record. The transcript is spliced from 2 exons. Lineage: Eukaryota; Viridiplantae; Chlorophyta; Mamiellophyceae; Mamiellales; Mamiellaceae. Bases 1 to 306 code for a protein of 101 amino acids.